UGUUCUGUGGAAAGGGGCGGAAGAAGUGUGGGGGGGGGAGGAAAAAAAAAAGGAAAGAAAGGAAAGAAAAAGGGAACAGAAAUAUGGCCGUCAGCCGCCUGGGCGGCCGCGCCGGGACCAGCUCCUAGGCGAAGCCCUUGCCGCGCCGCCGGGCCUCCCCCGCGCCCACUCCAGCUCGGGGCCGUUACCCCUCGGUGCAAGCGGCGCCCCUCGAAGGCCAGCCCGGAAGGCCGCGCAGGCGCAGAUUGGCGGUGGAGGCGGCGGCGGCCGCCGCGGCAAGUCCACCCCCCUCCCCCCCCCCCCCACCCUCCCCGCGCCCGGCGCCGCCGAAGGCGCCCAGGCCGCGAAGCCGGCGCUUUCAUGCCCCGGGAAGGGGCCGAGUGGGGGCGGCGCUGACGGAGGAGCGGGCGGCCGGCAGGAACUAUUAUAGCAGCCAUGAUAGAAGACAAAGGGCCAAGAGUGACCGACUACUUUGUUGUGGCAGGUCUCACUGAUACAUCUACUCUUUUGGAUCAAGAGAUAAAUCGUUUAGAUACUAAGUCAACUGGACCUAAAGCUCCAAUUACAGAUAUUGCAGUUAUUAUCAAAUCAGCUGGGGAAACAGUCCCUGAAGGUUAUACCUGUGUUGAAGCCACUCCAUCAGCUCUUCAAGCAAACUUGAACUAUGGAAGUCUGAAAAGCCCAGAACUUUUCCUGUGUUAUAAGAGAGGGAGAGAUAAACCACCCCUUACUGACAUUGGAGUAUUAUAUGAAGGGAAAGAAAGACUUAUUCCAGGAUGUGAAGUGAUCCAAGCUACACCUUAUGGUCGCUGUGCCAAUGUCAACAAUAGUUCAACCACUUCGCAAAGAAUCUUUAUCACUUAUCGAAGGGCUCCUCCAGUUCGACCCCAGAAUUCCUUGGCUGUAACUGAUAUCUGUGUUAUUGUCACCAGUAAAGGAGAAACCCCUCCUCAUACUUUCUGCAAAGUUGACAAAAACUUAAAUUGUGGAAUGUGGGGUUCCAGUGUGUUUCUAUGUUAUAAGAAGUCUGUGCCUGCUUCUAAUGCAAUAGCAUAUAAAGCUGGUUUAAUUUUUAGAUAUCCAGAAGAUGACUACGAAUCAUUUCCACUUUCAGAAUCUGUACCCCUCUUCUGCCUUCCUAUGGGAGCUACUAUUGAAUGUUGGGAUCCUCAAACCAAAUACCCACUUCCAGUUUUUUCAACUUUUGUCCUGACUGGUUCUUCAGCUGAAAAGGUAUAUGGAGCUGCCAUCCAGUUUUAUGAACCCUACUCUCGGGAACUUCUAACAGAGAAACAGCUUAUGCAGCUGGGCCUUUUGACACCUGUGGAGAGAAAAGUAGUCUCCAAAUCUAUCAAUUCAAACAAAUGCAUUUGUUUACUCUCACACUGGCCUUUUUUUGAAGCUUUUAGAAAGUUUCUCAUGUUUAUCUACAAACUUUCUGUGUCUGGACCACAUCCUCUUCCUAUUGAAAAGCACAUUUCACAUUUUAUGCAAAACAUCCCUUUUCCUUCACCACAAAGACCAAGAAUCCUUGUACAGCUGUCAGUCCAUGAUGCCUUAAUAUUAUCGCAGCCAGUUUCUACACCUUUGCCACUAAGUGGAGCCAACUUUAGCACCUUGUUAAUGAAUUUGGGUCCUGAGAAUUGUGCAACACUGCUGCUCUUUGUUUUACUUGAGAGUAAGAUUCUGUUGCAUUCUCUUAGGCCAGCUGUGUUGACUGGAGUUGCUGAAGCUGUUGUAGCUAUGAUCUUUCCGUUUCAGUGGCAAUGCCCGUAUAUUCCCCUUUGUCCUCUUUCACUGGCGGCAGUGCUCAGUGCACCUUUACCAUUCAUAGUUGGAGUUGACUCAAGAUAUUUUGAUCUUCAUGACCCACCACAAGAUGUUGUUUGCAUUGACUUGGAUACAAACAUGUUAUAUAUAUCAGAUGAAAAGAAGAGUAUGAACUGGAAACAACUUCCCAAAAAGCCAUGUAAAAAUCUACUCAGCACCUUGAAGAAAUUGUAUCCCCAGCUGUCUACAGUUCAUCGAAAAACCCAGGAGGGUUCAGCAGUUGAGAUGACUCCAAUCGAAGCAGACUUUUCUUGGCAAAAGAAGAUGACGCAACUUGAGAUGGAAAUCCAAGAGGCGUUUUUACGCUUUAUGGCAUCCAUAUUAAAAGGAUAUAGAACAUACCUCAAACCAAUUACAGAGGCUCCUUCAAAUAAAGCCACGGCUGCUGAUUCAUUGUUUGACCGACAAGGAUUUUUAAAAAGCCGAGAUCGUGCAUAUACGAAAUUCUACACUCUGUUAACCAAAACACAGAUUUUUAUUCGUUUUAUUGAAGAAUGUAGUUUUGUAAGUGAUAAAGAUACUGGAUUGGCAUUUUUUGAUGACUGCAUAGAAAAGUUGUUCCCUGAUAAAGGCACAGAAAAAGCAGAUAAGGUUGAUUUUGAUUCAGCAGAAGAUACCAAAUUAAUAGAGCUAGAUGAUUCACAGAAAAGUGAGCAUACUGUGUUCAUAAUGCCACCAGAGCCACCACCUGAUGAUGAGAAGGAUCUGUCCCCAAAGUUCAGUUACAAGUACUUUCCAAGGCUGGACCUUAAGCUUUUUGACAGACCACAGGAGUUAAAACUUCGUUUUAGUCGACACCCUGCUGGGAAUAGCAUUACAAACAGUCCAGCUCUCAUGGCUAAGAGAACGAAACAGGAGAUACGAACAGCUCAUAAGUUGGCAAAGAGAUGUUAUACAAAUCCACCACAAUGGGCCAAGUGUCUCUUCAGUCAUUGUUACAGUUUAUGGUUUAUUUGUCUCCCAGCCUAUGUUAAAGUUUCUCAUCCUAAGGUCAGAGCACUUCAGCAGGCAUAUGAUGUACUUACUAAGAUGAGGAAAACAGAUGUGGAUCCACUAGAUGAGGUGUGCUAUCGAGUAGUAAUGCAGCUUUGUGGACUUUGGAGUCAUCCUGUUUUAGCAGUGAGAGUCUUAUUUGAAAUGAAGACUGCAAAGAUAAAACCAAAUGCUAUUACUUAUGGCUAUUAUAAUAAGGUAGUUUUGGAGAGCCCUUGGCCUAGCAGUACCCGCAGUGGUAUUUUCUUAUGGACGAAGGUGCGGAAUGUCAUCCGUGGCUUGGCACAAUUUAGGCAGCCACUUAAAAAGACUAUGCAAAAGUCACAGGUCUCUUCAUCAUCAGUGCCACAGAAUUCCACAGGUGGAAGUGAUGGGGACACGAUGAGCCAUGGUAGCAUGGAUAGUGCUACUGAUGCUAACAAUGGCGAGCACACAGUCUUCGUCAGAGAUUUAAUCAGUGUUGAUUCCACCGACAAUCACUCAAGUACAGGUGGUCAGUCUGACCAAGGCUACGGGUCUAAAGAUGAACUUAUAAAAGAUGAUACAGAAAUUCACAUGCCUGAAGAUCAAGUAGCACGAGAACUGAUAACUAAAACAAAAGACCAAACAGAACCGUGUGACAUCCCUGCUACAGUAGUGAAGCAUUCACAGUCUCGGGAGGAGCUACACAGCCCUGCUGAACCUCCCGGCUGGGGCAGCAGCAUCGUGAAGGUCCCAUCUGGUAUUUUUGAUAUCAGCAGCAGGAAAAGUAGCAUUGCUAGUACGUCGAAUGUGCUGUUUUCUACUCAAGAUCCAGUUGAAGAAGUAGUGCCUGGUGAAGUCACUAAUCUCAAGAAGAAUGGUGAUAAGGGAGAAAAAAGACAAAAACAUUUCCCAGAGAGGAGUUGUAGUUUUAGUUCUGAAAGUCGAGCAGGAAUGUUGCUGAAGAAGAGUAGUUUGGAUUUGAACUCCAGUGAAAUGGCUAUCAUGAUGGGAGCAGAUGCCAAGAUCCUCACAGCAGCCUUGUGUCCCAAGACUUCUCCACUUCAUAUGGCAAGAACCCAUAGCUUUGAGGGUGUUAGCUCUCAUCUGGCUGAUUCCAGGACUCGUGUGUCGGAAAGCUUAUGGGAGUCCGAGCACAGAUCUGCCAUGUUAGAGAUGCUGGAGGAAAGCCAAGAGCCUCUUGAGGCUGCUAUUGAUGACAGUGAAGUGAAAACAUCGGUGACAAAGGAUACAUAUGACAGUCUGCAAAGUAAUAGUAGCAGUAAUCAGUCCAUAGACUUAAAGACUGAAUCCAAAGAUCAGUCGAAUAAGAGAGGUAGUUUAUAUGGUGUUGCUAAAGCUGUCGAGAGGGAAGAUGUUGAGACUGGACUAGAUCCUUUGUCUCUUUUAGCUACUGAAUGUUUAGGAGAAAAAUCUGACCCUGAAGAUAAAUUUUCUCCAGUUAUUGCACGUAAUCUGGCUGAUGAAAUUGAAAGCUAUAUGAAGCUAAAGAGCCCUGUAGGCAACAAACCGUCUAGUGUGGAAUUGCACAGAGAGGAGAACAGAGAUUCUAGUCCUACUGCUGAGUUUGUGCAAGCUGUAGACAGGAGAUCAAGUCUACCUUUAGAUCCUGGUCCACCAACACAGGAGAGUCCUGAAAGUGAAAAGCCUUCCCCCUCGGUGUCCAGGUCUAAAACGUUCACGGGGCGUUUUAAGCAGCACACUCCCUCGCGCGCUCACAAGGAUCGUUCAGGGUCUCUGUCAGCACUUGUGCGUUCUUCACCACAUGGCUCAUUAGGCUCUGUGGUAAACUCUUUUACCACGGGUUUAAAGCUGGAUAAUAUACUCUCGGGCCCCAAGAUGGAUGUGCUGAAAUCUGGUAUGAAACAAGCAGCAACAGUCGCCAGUAAGAUGUGGGUCGCUGUAGCAUCUGCCUACAGCUAUUCAGAUGAUGAGGAGGAAACUAAUAGAGAUUACAGCUUCCCUGCUGGCCUUGAAGACCAUAUUUUGGGGGAAAACAUGUCAUCUAACACAAGUCUUUCAGGACUGGUCCCCAGUGAACUUAACCAGAGCAACACAAGCCUUGGCAGUAGCAGCAGCAGUGGAGAUGUAGGAAAACUGCAUUACUUAACAGGCGAAGUUCCAUUUCCAAGAGGCAUAAAAGGACAGGACUUUGAAAAAUCAGACCAUGGUUCUUCUCAAAACACCAGCAUGUCUAGCAUCUAUCAGAAUUGCGCCAUGGAGGUUUUGAUGUCAAGUUGUUCACAGUGCAGAGCUUGUGAAGCUUUAGUUUAUGAUGAAGAGAUUAUGGCUGGCUGGAUGGCAGAUGAUUCAAAUCUGAAUACAACUUGUCCAUUCUGUAAAAGCAACUUCUUGCCUCUUCUCAAUAUAGAAUUUAAAGACCUCAGAGGCUCUGCGAGCUUUUUCCUGAAACCAAGUACCUCUGGUGAUAGUUUACAAAGUGGAAGCAUCCCAUUGGCAAGUGAACCUUUGGAGCAUAAGCCUGUGUCCAGUUCAGCAGAACCUGACUUGAUCAACUUUAUGGAUUUCCCAAAAUUUAACCAGACCAUAACUGAAGAAACAAGCUCUGCAGUUGAAUCAAGUGAUGAAAUAAAGAAAAUCAGUGGAGAUGUCCAAACUAUGAAAAUUUCAUCUGCGCCUAAUAAUUUGUCAAAGCGGAAUGUGUCUCUUACUCGAAGUCACAGUGUAGGAGGGCCCUUGCAGAAUAUUGACUUUGCCCAGCGACCGUUUCAUGGCAUUUCAACAGUUAGUCUUCCCAAUAGUCUUCAAGAAGUUGUGGAUCCUUUAGGAAAAAGACCAAAUCCUCCCCCUGUUUCUGUGCCUUACUUGAGUCCACUAGUGCUUCGUAAAGAACUUGAGUCUUUGCUAGAAAAUGAAGGUGACCAGGUGAUUCAUACAUCCUCUUUCAUCAAUCAGCACCCAAUCAUUUUCUGGAACCUUGUUUGGUAUUUCAGACGUUUGGAUCUUCCAAGUAACUUGCCAGGACUUAUUCUAUCAUCUGAACAUUGUAAUGGAGGUGUGCAGCUUCCUCUGUCAUCACUGUCCCAGGAUAGCAAACUUGUAUAUAUUCAGUUGUUAUGGGAUAAUGUCAACCUUCAUCAGGAACCAGGAGAACCUCUCUAUAUCUCCUGGAGGAAUUUCAAUUCUGAAAAGAAAUUGACUCUUCUGUCAGAGGAACAACAAGCAACAAGCACUUUAGUUGAAUCCAUCAGGCAAAGUAUUCAACAUAAUGAUGUUCUUAAACCUAUCAAUCUUCUUUCACAGAAAAUGAAGCCAGACAUGAAAAGGCAAAGGAGUUUAUACAGGGAGAUCCUCUUCUUGUCAUUAGUGUCUCUUGGAAGAGAGAAUAUUGAUAUUGAGGCUUUUGACAAUGAAUAUGGAGUUGCAUACAACAGUCUGUCAUCAGAGAUUCUUGAUAGGUUGCAGAAAAUUGAUGCCCCACCAACUGUCAGUGUGGAAUGGUGCAGGAAGUGUUUUGGAGCACCUCUCAUUUGAAUAAGAAAGUCACUAGAAAUUUGACACUAAGCUGAAGGAAUUAGAUUCAUUUUGGAAACAUCCAUCUGUGUUUUUUUUUUCUAAAUCCUAAGAUUUGAGGAAAGUUAGGCAGUUCUUUGGACAAUAUAUAAUGAAAUGUAAUUCACACUGAAUCAUCUCAUAAUGUAAAAAUGCCAUUAAAAUGCCCCAGUUUAUUGAUGUUGAACACUUUUAAUUUAUGAACUGUAAAACUGCCUCUGCUAAAAACUCUUGAUUUCUCAGUAUUUGUUGGUAGUUUGAUGAGAAGCCAUGUUCAUUCUUGGCAUUUUGUUUAUACUAGAAACUGAUUUGGGAAAAGGCAAAAUUGAUGUAAAUUUGCCUGAUUCCAAACCGAAUGAAAUUUUAUCAAUUAUGAGCAAUUACGUCUUGUGCAUGUGUGUAUAUGUACAUAUAUGUGUGGCUGUUUAGGUAUGUGUAUAUUACAGCCAUGACAAUAUAUUUAUUAAAUUUCUUAGGUUGCAUGUUGCAAUACAAUUUUCUAAAAGGGGUCUAUUAAAUGACUACUACUGAACCUUGUUUGUAGUCAUUAAUUUCAAAAUUACUUUAAAGUCUGAUGACCAUUGCCUUGCCUCUGACUUUAAACUUAAUAUAUAUUUUCACCCUACACCUUGCAUAAUAGAUUAUAUCUUGAAUAUCUAGUUACGCUUCCUCUUCCCAAAACCAUGCUAAUUUGUAAUAGCUUUAAAAUUGGAAUGAGCCAAUCAUUGUUGUAAGUAAACCAGCUUCAUAAUUUAUGAAAUUGGAACCUACUUGUUUAGGUACACAUAUCGUUUUUUGGUCACUUUUAAAAACCUGUGGGAUAAACUUGCACUGUACACAGAAGUUUUAUUCUUGUAUAAUAGAUGUGUAUGCUUAUAAGUAUAAAUGUGCAUUUGUAAAUAGUUUCUUAGAUUUAAUCAAUUGUCUUAAAACUUUAAAGCUUUGAACUUUGUUGCCAGUAGGUUGAAGAAAAUCAUGACCUCACAUGCCUCACUGACAUUUAUCAUGCCUUUUUUUCAAAGUAUCCUUUAGGAACAGUUAAGUUUGCCUUAACUUUUUGCAUGGUUUAAAAUCCAUUUGUGUGACCUUUUAGCUAUUAUGUAGGUAACUGAAUCAGUUAAGGAAAAAAAUAUUCCUAGUGGUACAGUUAACAGCACAAAUUUCUCUUCUUGGUCUUUUUAAAAUAAAAUGAAAUAUCAACAUUUCAGGGUUAAGCUGACCUAUGCAGAAUUCUGUGUUCAAUUUGUGAAAGUACUAAAUGAAAAAGAACUUGUCAGAAAUUAUGUACAAUCCUCAGUACCUUCAAAAUGGAUCUUUUGCACUGUCUCAGAGUAUAUAUUUUUGCAAUUUAAGACUUGGUACUACUUUUAAUAUUUAACAUUCAUUCCUGAAAAGUUUGGAAUUAUCUUGCAUAUAAAAACUGAAGAAUUAA
Messenger RNA from Sorex fumeus (smoky shrew), 7750 nucleotides. RefSeq names its product DENN domain containing 4C (gene DENND4C). The transcript is spliced from 33 exons. Gene Ontology annotation, biological process: regulation of Rab protein signal transduction. Gene Ontology annotation, molecular function: protein binding. The record is from RefSeq and is a predicted model, not a curated record. NCBI's taxonomy places the organism in Eukaryota, Metazoa, Chordata, Mammalia, Eulipotyphla, Soricidae. Bases 436 to 6300 code for a protein of 1954 amino acids. Gene Ontology annotation, cellular component: cytoplasmic vesicle.